AUGCUCAAGGCCCGCGAAACAGUCAAAGGUUGCUGGCUCUCGAGUCUCCUCCGACAUCCACUCGGCCAGACGGCCCAUCCACACCCACUCGGCCAGACCACCUAUCCAAUCAUCCCAAAACACCAUCUGUGUCCCGGCCAUCAAUGGCGCCCCAUCUUCAGGUCAACCAGCAGCAACAACCCCACCGGAUGCACCUGGUUGUGGAGGCCUCUGUCGAGGGGAGUUGAAGGAGUGAGGAAUGAGAGGAUGAUCCAGGUCGAGUUGAUUUUUUACUUGUUCUUAGAAAAGGAUGGGAUGGAAGCUUUGUAUUUUGUAUUUUGUAUUCAUGUGUGCGAGGGGAUAAGCUUGGGUUUGACAGUCUUGAGUUUGAUCGAGAAGUGUGAGCUCGUGGGCAGUGGGCUGAUUGGUGAUGAUGUCAUUCUGUGGAUUCGGGGUUUGAAUUUCGGAAAUCGGAGUGCGAAGGUGGUGGUCUUAAACCGUUUGCUUUUACUCCAAAACAAGGAUUUGGUAUGGCCAACAAACCACCACAUCCUCUCCCUCGGAACCAACUUGUAA
This is a messenger RNA of Puccinia graminis f. sp. tritici CRL 75-36-700-3, 555 nucleotides long. RefSeq lists its product as uncharacterized. The record is from RefSeq and is a predicted model, not a curated record. NCBI's taxonomy places the organism in Eukaryota, Fungi, Basidiomycota, Pucciniomycetes, Pucciniales, Pucciniaceae. The coding region runs from base 1 to 555 and encodes 184 amino acids. The transcript has 5 exons.